Messenger RNA from Camellia sinensis, 1113 nucleotides. NCBI's taxonomy places the organism in Eukaryota, Viridiplantae, Streptophyta, Magnoliopsida, Ericales, Theaceae. The record is from RefSeq and is a predicted model, not a curated record.
AUGUUUGGGAAACGAAAAGAGAAUAGGCCAAUUGCUAGUUCAGCCGGAUCCACUCCUACAACAAAGACCACAGCAAGGCCUACUACUUCUGGAGACAAUGUUAGGCAAGGGAGAGUCUUUGCUCUUGUUUCAGGUGAUGUCCAGAAUUCAGAUGUUGUGGUUUUAGGUAUACCUUCCAUUAAUGGCCAACCUGCUCGUGUGCUACUUGAUUCGAGUUCCACUCAUUCCUUUGUUUUGAAAACAUUUGCUCCUAAUUUGAAUAGAUCUAUGAAACUCUUGAAUUAUGUGUUGUGUGUGUCUCUCUCAUCUGGGGACUAUAUGUUAUGUGCUUCUAUUUAUUCUACAUGUGAGCUUUUACUUGGAGAUAUUCCAUUAUGUGCUAAUUUGAUGCCUCUUGAUAUGAAAGGUUGUAAGGGUUAUUUGUGUAGCAUUUUACAUGUAGAGACAACCGAUACGAGUGUUGAAAAUAUCCCAAUUGUUAGUGAGUUUUCGGAUGUAUUUCCUGAGGAAUUGCCAGGGGACUUGAUAGACCAUGAGAUUGAGUUUGUUAUUGAUAUUGUAUUGGGUGCUCUACUGAUUUCAAAAGCUCCGUACAAAAUGUCUUCGAUUUUCAAACCGUAUUUGGAUGAGUUUGUGGUGGUAUUCAUUGAUGACAUUCUUAUUUACUCAAAGAGUAGGGAGGAACAUGAAAAGCACUUGAGACUAAUUCUUCAAACACUUAGGGACAAGAAGUUAUAUGCUAAAUUGAAGAAAUGUGAAUUUUGGUUGAAUGAAGUUGUGUUUUUGAGGCAUGUGAUUAACAAGGAUAGUGUGUCUGUCGAUCCGCAAAAGAUAGAAGCUAUUGUGAAUUGGCCUGCUCCUACUAAUGUUACAGAAGUACGCAGUUUUAUGGGUUUAGCAGGUUAUUACCGAAGAUUUGUUAAAGAUUUCUCUAAGAUUGCGGUGUCGCUUACCCAGUUGACUCAAAAAGGUGUUCCAUUUGAGUGGAUAGAACAGAGGGAGUCCGCCUUUCAAGAAUUAAAGAUAAGGCUCACAACAACACCGGUCCUCGCCUUAUCAUCAGGUACAAAAGGGUUUGUUGUUUAUAGUGAUGCUUCUCAUAAGGGAUUGUGA